AGUAUACUUUUGAAUACAGAAGAUGUCCUUCAAAAUCAUUAUUUUAUGCGCUCAUGCGUUUUUUAUGCAGAGCAUCACCGCACAAUAUAUCGGUAAUGCGUUUGCUGAAAACAUAGCUUGGAGUCCAUCUUACCCCAUGCCUUAUGGGCCUACGCCAGUGCCGUACGCACCAACCCCAGUACCUUUUACACCGAACCCAGUGCCGUACGCACCAACCCCAGUACCUUUUACACCAAACCCAGUGCCGUACGCACCAGCCCCAGUACAAUACGCACCCGCCCCCAUGUCAUACGCACCUGCUUCUUCAUACACACCUAAUAGCUAUUAUGUAUCAAGUCCGUACAACCCAGCAAGUCUAUCUGCAUCAAACGCAUGUGGUUUUUCCGUAUCCAGUUCAUCACCGGUGGCCCCAGUUGGUGUUACUAUGAUGUCAGAGAAUGCCUUCGAGGGUCCAUUAGCAGUAGCUGGACAAAUGCCGUUCCUGGGAGCUAUUGGGGUUGAAGGUAAUCUUCCUACCUAUGGUGCUGGAGCUGUUACAUAUAAUAGUGGUAAUGGCCAGGUUGGAAUAAUGGCUGAAGAUCUUGCUGGUUAUGGCUACCCGGGCUAUUCUUAUGGAGCUCACGGGUAUUAUGAAGGGUAUUAUUAAAAAGUUGUAGAUAAUAAAUGUUUAUACAAUGUUUCGUUAA
Molecule: messenger RNA, 686 nt
Organism: Pieris rapae (cabbage white)
Lineage: Eukaryota; Metazoa; Arthropoda; Insecta; Lepidoptera; Pieridae
Product: chorion class CB protein PC404-like
Exons: 2
Coding region: 23-646 (207 amino acids)
Biological process (GO): chorion-containing eggshell formation; multicellular organism development
Cellular component (GO): egg chorion
Molecular function (GO): structural constituent of egg chorion
Source: RefSeq, a predicted model, not a curated record